AUGCCAUACAACUAUGACGAUUUGGAGAUGCCGGAGGAUUUAGAAGAUAUUGAAAUCCUCCCCAUGGGGGACCAUGGAGGGCACGAACAGUUCCAGCAGCAUCCAGAUCACCAAAUCGAAGAAUCAGGUCCGUUGGUUUUGGAGCCCGGCCAAUCACACGCUCCUUCGUCCCAACAUCAAGCUUAUCCUAUUGAGGAAUCGGGUCCAAUGAUCCCAGAAGGAUUUCGUCAGAUCCAGCCAAUGCCUCAAAACCAUGUUCCAUCCGUCCAACCAUCUGGACCACUUGUUCCUCAUCCGGCCAUGGAUCAACCCCAGUUUCCGAUCCAGCACUAUCAUCAGCUACAUCAUCAUCACCAUCAGAACCCUCCAAUGCUGCCAAGGGAAAUGCCAGGACCAUCACAGAAUGCUCAGAAUUUCCCGCCCUAUCCGUUCCAUUCAUUCCAACCAUUCCACCAUCAUCAUGAUUUUGCUUAUGGUCAUCAUCAGCUUCGGCACCAAAUAUUCAUGGAGGUCAAAGUUGAUUUCGACCGUAAGGCCAAGGAAUUCGACCGUAAGACCAAGGAGUUCGACCGUAAGGCCAAGGAAUUUGACCGUAAGACCCAGGAAUUCGACCGAAGGGACAAGGAAAAAGAUCAGAAAUUUAAAAAGAAACUGGAUGAGAAGGACAAUCAGAUUCGCGAGAGGGAUAGUAGAAUUGACCAACUGGAGAGACAACUGGCUCAACGAGGCACCAGUGCUCACACCUCAUUCCCCAGUCCUGAAACGCCUCGGGAUCUGCAUGAUAUGCCAGACACGUCGUCUGCUCAACCGCUCCAUUACGACUCCGAGGAUGAAAUUCCAGAGCAAGGUUUCCUGUAUCAAAGAGAAGCCGAGUGGUUCCUUCAACGGACUUUUGGAGGAAGACCGUGGAGACUGAAGAUUCAAGAUGACACUGCCUACCUCUUCAAUCCCAUCUUCUUCCGCCACAUCAAGCAGGAAAAGAGAAAGGUUAGCGGCGCCGCCUAUAUUUAUAGGAGUUCCAUGAGAGGAGCUUAUCCUCACGUUUUAUGGAAGGAUCUUCAAGAAGAUGAGAAGAAUGUAUGGAAUGAGGUGCACAGAUAUUUGAGCGUCAGGCAACAGAGGGAGAUCGAGAAAGGACUCAUCAAGAUCAAAGAGAUGCCCACAAGGAUAAAAGCCGAGCCAAGAGACGAAGGAUAUGAGCGAGCAGCGAAUGGAACGGGGCAACAUUGGCAGGCCCAACAAGUUCCAAUUCCACAACAUCAAGGAUAUACACCAGGACCACCAUAUCCGGGGUAUCCUCAUCCAGGAAUGCCGAUGCCGACAAUGCCACCACCACACCCUAUGUGGCACCAACCACAACCGGAGAACCAAUUAAAUACGGGACCACAAAAUGGUUGGAUUGGAGGACCGAUGAUGCAUUUCCAAAUGCCACAAGAAGCAAUGCAUGGUCAGAUGCCAAUGGAAAUGCAGCACAGGAUGCCGGCAGAGCCAAUGCAGGCCGCACCAGUUCCAAGGAAACAUGUGCAGAUCAAGGAAGAGAUCAUUGAUGAAGAUGAUUGA
Molecule: messenger RNA, 1560 nt
Organism: Caenorhabditis briggsae
Lineage: Eukaryota; Metazoa; Nematoda; Chromadorea; Rhabditida; Rhabditidae
Exons: 3
Coding region: 1-1560 (519 amino acids)
Source: RefSeq, a predicted model, not a curated record